CCCAAGUGUCCAUCAAUUCAUGAGUGGAUCAUUAAAAUUUGAUAUUUAGGAGCAAGGACAUGGUCCAAAGUUUCCAGCAUUGUGUAAAGCAUCAGCUGAGUGCCUCAGGAUGGAGGAAAAGACAGGCACUCUUAUCUGGAAGGACAUAUAGGACUUAACAGUAUGACAAAGUAAACUCAAAAUUAUAAUCACUAGCGUCUAGUGUUUUUCAGACUCAAGAAGAAAAAAAGUCAUGGGGAACCACCAGAACCACCAGAAAGAUGGAUAUCUGAGAGCAGCUGCUUGAAAUAUUAAUCUCAACAAAGGUAGUUUAGACAUAAAGAAGAGGGAAACUCCUUCAUCUAAUGGAAUUCCUGGACAAAUAUAAAUUUGUGUAUAGGAAGGCUUGAAACUGCAGAGAGGUGUUGAAAUGGACAGCAAUAAACACCAAAGAGAAAGGAACAAUUGCCCUUGACUUGGCUCAAGGCAGUGAUGAGAAAUCACACAGCAAUAACAACAUUCAUCCUGCUGGGAUUGACAGAUGACCCAAAACUACAAGUUGUGCUUUUCAUAUUUUUAUUUGUCACCUACAUGUUAAGUGUGACUGGGAACCUCACCAUUAUCACCCUCACACUUUUGGAUUCCCAUCUUAAAACUCCCAUGUACUUUUUUCUCCGAAAUUUCUCUUUCUUAGAAGUCUCAUUCACCACUGUCUGUAUUCCUAGAUUCUUAUACACUAUGACAACUGGAGAUAACACUGUUACCUAUAAUGCUUGUGCUACCCAAUUAUUUUUUGUUGUCCUUUUUGGAGCAACAGAAUUUUUCCUCCUGGCUGCCAUGUCCUAUGACCGCUAUGUGGCCAUUUGCAAGCCACUGCAUUAUACAACCAUCAUGAACAACAGAGUCUGCACUACAUUCGUCCUCUGCUGCUGGCUUGCUGGCCUGUUAAUCAUCCUCCCACCCCUUGGCAUAGGCCUUCAGCUAGAAUUCUGUGACUCAAAUGUGAUUGAUCAUUUUGGCUGUGAUGCAUCUCCCAUUCUACAGAUAACCUGCUCAGACACAGCAUUUAUAGAGAGAAUUGUGCUGAGUUUUGCUGUGCUCACACUCAUUAUCACCCUAGUAUGUGUAGUUCUCUCCUAUACAUACAUCAUCAAGACCAUUCUGAAAUUUCCUUCUGCCCAACAAAGGAAAAAGGCUUUUUCUACCUGCUCUUCCCAUAUGAUUGUGGUUUCCAUCACCUACGGUAGCUGCAUCUUUAUCUACAUCAAACCUUCAGCAAAGGAAGGAGUGGCCAUUAAUAAGGUGGUGUCUGUGCUCACUACUUCAGUAGCCCCUUUGCUUAACCCAUUUAUUUAUACACUUCGAAACAAACAAGUGAAAGAUGCGUUCAAAGACACAGUAAAACGGAUUGCACUUCUCCUAAAGUAA
Microcebus murinus (gray mouse lemur) is the source of this 1407-nucleotide messenger RNA. Its product is annotated as olfactory receptor 6C2-like. Gene Ontology annotation, biological process: G protein-coupled receptor signaling pathway. Lineage: Eukaryota; Metazoa; Chordata; Mammalia; Primates; Cheirogaleidae. Gene Ontology annotation, molecular function: olfactory receptor activity; G protein-coupled receptor activity. The record is from RefSeq and is a predicted model, not a curated record. Gene Ontology annotation, cellular component: membrane.